Eupeodes corollae is the source of this 2403-nucleotide messenger RNA. RefSeq lists its product as uncharacterized. The transcript has a single exon. Gene Ontology annotation, molecular function: zinc ion binding; nucleic acid binding. The coding region runs from base 1 to 2403 and encodes 800 amino acids. NCBI's taxonomy places the organism in Eukaryota, Metazoa, Arthropoda, Insecta, Diptera, Syrphidae. The record is from RefSeq and is a predicted model, not a curated record.
AUGGAUUUAGCAAGUCGUGCUACAUUUCGGGGGCAAGUAACGAAGAUCGUGAACGGCGCAGGCGAUUUCCUGAAAUCAAAUGAGUGUCAAAUUAAAGAUGGCAUGGACCAAUAUGCUUUGGAUUGCAUUGAGGAGGAACUCAGCGUUUUCUUGGAUCGAUUGACAUCGGCACAUGCGAGUCUUCGCAAGGCAAAUGCCGAUGUUCGUUCCUCAAUAAAAACGGAUGAUUUUGAUCGAGAAGCAGAAUCUGUGGCUGAAUAUGAUGACAAAGCUGUAUCAACCAUUACACGACUUCAAAUUCGUUUAAACAAGGUGAAACAAUAUCAAAAACAAUUAUUAUCCCCCUCAGUUCCAAUUAUUGAUGGUUCCCCGAAUAACGAUAACAAUAUUUCAUCACAUAACGCUACCAUAUCCCUUCAAAAUAAAAUGCCAGCAGUAAAACUUCAAAGGCUGCAACCUAAAAAGUUCUCAGGCGACUACAAAGAAUGGAUACCGUUUUGGGAACAGUAUAAAACACUUGUGCAUGAUAAUCUGUCCCUUUCCACUGUUGACAAGUUUAACUACUUGGAAGCAGCUUUGACUGGUAAGGCAGCAAACACCUUGGUAGGCCUCACACCAAGUGAACUUAAUUACGAGACGGCCAUAAACAUACUCAAAGAAGAGUAUGGAAAUAAAGAAAAAAUAGUCGAUCAUAAUAUGCAAUGCUUGUUGUCCAUUCAGCCAGUUCAAUCAAAGGUGGACGCUACAGGGCUGAGAUGCCUCUAUAAUUCUGUUAUAGCUUCCACCCGAUCACUUGCUGCUCUCGGAAUUCCAUCAUCAAAUUAUUACGUCAUGCUAAAAGGUGUCCUACUCCGUUGCAUUCCCAAUGAAUUGAGAGUUGAUUUUCACAGGUAUUACGAUGACUCUUCCUGUCUAGAAGGUGAUAAAAACGAUAUUUCUGACCAUAACGAUAACGAGGUUUCCUCUAUAAGAUCCGAUAUUUCAUCAACGAAAGACAUUGGUGAUAAAACCGUAAAAUAUUUAUUGAAAUUCAUCAAAAGAGAAGCUGAAUCCCUAGAGAAGGCUCAAGAAGCGAAACAAAGCUCAACUCGAGUGCAAUCAUCCACAUCCAAACCGGUUAAAACAGCUGUUGGAUUAUUUACAGCAGGAAUAAAUGACAACCAUUGUUUUUUUUGUAAAGCCUCUGAUCAUUAUUCAUCUGAUUGCAAAAGCUCUUUUCCUAUAGCCAAAAAGAAACAGAUGUUAAAGGAGGACGGACGAUGCUUUCGGUGUUGUAGAAAAGGUCACUACUCUAAGAUGUGCAAGAAACGAUUUCAACUUUUGUGCAAAAUUUGUAACGGGCGACACGCAACUUCUAUGUGUGAUCCAAACCAUACACAAUCUACAUCGACAUCUUCAGGUAAAAAGAAAAGUACACCUCCAUCACCAUCAACGCAAAAUAAUACUCUGACGUCACCAAUUCAACCGCAGCAAUCAACUAACUUAUACACCACACAGACACAGAGUCAUAAUUUAGUACAGCAAGUUAACACUGUGUACUUGCAAACGGCAUUUGCAUUUGCUUCGAAAAAAAAUUCCUGUAAAUCAUUGUAUGUGCGAAUGGUAUUGGAUGGCGGCAGCCAAAUGUCAUUUAUAAAAUCUAGCGUGGCACGUCAACUCGAUUUGGAUAUUAUCGGAAUACAAAAUAUAAAUAUCAUACCAUUUGGAAGCAAAGAGCCUAGACCAAGCAUGCAGUGUAAUAAGGUACAAGUAGUAUUGCGCAACCAAUAUGACAACAGAAUUGUUUCUUUGGAACUAAUGGAGGUUCCCGAAAUCUGUGUUGAUGUUUUGUCAACGCCAGAUGAAAAUCUGGAAACGUUAAGUGACUUGCAGCUGGCAGAUGUGCGUCUCGAAAAUUUGCAUGCUGAAAAUGGAAUCAGCAUUUUAAUAGGAGCAGAUAAUUAUUGGGUUGUUGCAACUGGACAACAUAAACGGAUUACACCCGAUCUAACAGCAAUAAACACUGUUCUUGGGUGGACUUUGCAAGGUAGGUCUCCUGUCAUUUCUCAUAAUUCAGAUGCUGUGUUGAAUCUUUCGUGUGUUACUUCUUUACAUGUCUGUGCCUGUGAGGAUCUCCAACAAUUCUGGCGACUAGAAACUAUUGGAAUAACAAACGAUAAAAUUAUAGAACGUCCAAUAGAGCCCAUUAUUCGCAAGGUUGCAGAUCGAUACGAGGCAUCACUGCCAUGGAGAGAUGUUAAAGAAUCGCUUCAUGAUAAUCGUAUUGGCGCACUUUAUCGAAUGCAUUCACUGGUCCGAAAAUUAAGAGCAAUAGGAAGACUAAAGGACUAUGAAUCAUCAAUGCAAGAGAUGAUAAACGGUGGUUUGGCUGAACGAGUGAAGGAUGAAGGAUAUGCCUCAUAG